Serpula lacrymans var. lacrymans S7.9 is the source of this 1841-nucleotide messenger RNA. RefSeq lists its product as uncharacterized. Bases 309 to 1448 code for a protein of 379 amino acids. The record is from RefSeq and is a predicted model, not a curated record. NCBI's taxonomy places the organism in Eukaryota, Fungi, Basidiomycota, Agaricomycetes, Boletales, Serpulaceae. The transcript has 4 exons.
UUUCAGUAAAGUUCGGUGCUUGAUGAUAUGUCUCUAAAAUUGUCAUGCGGCCAUGACACGUCAACCUGAGAAUUAUAAUGAACGGCCGUGCCGAGGCUGUACUUUCUGCUGCACAGGAACGCUAUGGAUAGAUAAACGACGGCUGUGCUGCCGUCUCCAGUAAGCCGCAUAGAGAACCGCAGCCUGUCUCGAGAUUCUGCGCAGCUCUCUUCUCUUCUUUUAUUCCAGCGGUGAAGCCAGAAUCGCAGCAGGGACAUAUUCGAGCCCCAUUUCCGAGUCACUAGUCUUAGUCUAAGGAAGCAGCCAUUAUGAUCGUUGACAAAUACCUCGCAGAUCUCAACACAGACGCGCCUCCGUCUUACGAUGACCUUGUUUCUCCACAGGAGCCGUCAAGCUCACAACCCUCGUCGCCUUUUGCUUCCUCAUCCCAAUCACAUGUCGAUCCUACACUACAAAUCAAAAAACUGUCCACCAAGAAAAGUAAAGGACCUACAUCUUGGUUCCCUUUUACUGCAUCGCGUACAGCGAAGGAAGUUCGCAUCACUGUUCUUAAUCUUAUCCGUGAUCUAGUCAAGCAUCCCUUUCCUGCAGCUUCGCCUGCUAUCCUAGAUAGCUGCGCAGAAGCAUGCGUUACACACGGAAUCUCAUUCGCCUCUCUGCUCCAGCAAAAGUCUGUCGAGGAUCACACACCCAUAUAUUGGGCAAUCGUAAAACGUCCUGCUGAACCAACGAGUCCGACGGAGCAUGACCUACUUACCGCCCUUCUUACCCGUGCUGCACCACUCACGGAAUCUACAGUCUCAGAAAUGCGUUUAGCUUGUCUUGUCACAAACGAUCAAGUCCUCUUUCAGCGUUUACGACUCUCUCCUGCCUUCUCUCCCCUUUCUGGCACAGACGAAAUCCUGCUCGGUGCGAAUAUACCCCCAGAUAUGAUUAGGGUAGAGGAUGUUGCCAGCGGUGUGGGUGCCUUUAUUGUCACAUUCGAGGUUCCACUAUUCCAGAGACGUAUGCGUAUCUCGAGAAGAAUUGUUCUCGAAUUCAUCGCACGAGGGCGAAUGUGGAGUUUUUCUUUCUCAACAGUACUCCCUGAGAAUGACCCAAAGAAUGACCCAAAUGUUCGCGCUAACAAAAAGCCGGUCGGAUCUUGGGUCGUCGCACUUGGUCUUUUGGAACAUAGCCCAUCGACAUGGGUGGAUUCACGGCUCACCAUAGUCGAGCAUUCUCCGUCCACUCCAACACCAUCGCUCAUUGAUACUCCUAUUCCCGACGCUUCACGUCCAUCUUUACCGCGCAAGAAGUCUAAGCCCAAUCCAACGAUCAGCCUUCGCCUUAAGACCGGAAGUUCACAGUUGGCACCUCCUAUACCCAAGACGGAGAUGCCGAGCGAGAUUGUUGUACCUCUAUCAGAUAGUUUGAUGGGUCAGAGUUUACAAUACGAGUAUGUUUAAUCUCUCGUUGUAUCUCGUCAUCACGUAGUACAUUACUGGAACAUCGUAUCUCACCGCAGAUGGUACGCUCCACGCCCGCCUUGAGGCCAGACUGGCAAAACCAGAAACAGAAUGUAUCAUUUGCUAAUAUAAUUAUAUUGCGUUAGGCUGACUUGAAUCUUCAUUUUUAUUUUUCAUCCUUCUGCUGUCGAUCUACUCCGCUGUUGUCUUUUGUCUUUUGUUACUCACGAUACCCGUGGACCGAAACCCACCCAACAGAUUAUGUAGCCGCUUCAGACAUUGUACUUGUAAACCAUUUUACAUGUGUUAAUCGCCUUGACUGUCUUGAGUACUGGUGCUCUUCGAGAUCUGUCUCACUACUUUCAAUAUUCGCACCUUUUAAAAGUUUCGAUC